This is a messenger RNA of Acanthopagrus latus (yellowfin seabream), 5646 nucleotides long. Its product is annotated as RNA-binding protein MEX3B-like. The record is from RefSeq and is a predicted model, not a curated record. NCBI's taxonomy places the organism in Eukaryota, Metazoa, Chordata, Actinopteri, Spariformes, Sparidae. Gene Ontology annotation, molecular function: RNA binding. The transcript has 3 exons. The coding region runs from base 1 to 1992 and encodes 663 amino acids.
AUGCCGAGCCCUUUAUUCCACCCCGAGAUUAUGGACCACGACGUGGUGAUCAGCAGCCAGCACAACGGGGUCGGUCUGCCCCGGGAUUCAGACCAGGAGUCGCGGGAAGAGGACCACCAAGAGGCGCUCCGCUUCGCCCUGGACCAGCUGUCACUCAUGGCCCUGGAGAAGGUGGACUGUGGGGGCGGCGGAGGCGGCGGGCUGGUCGACAGCCUGGAUGGGAACCAGGGUCCCGGCUCCGAAGGCUGCAACGGUGUCGGCGGAGGUGGCUACGUGGAUCUACAGAUGCUGGAGCAUCCCAACGGGUCCCGGGACUCGCCCACGUCCUGCUCUCCAUCCCCGGAGUACUACGGCUCGGGCGGGUACCACAUGGCCGGCUCGCACCCCAUGCUCCACGGGGAACAAAGCUCCGUCCUCUGCAACAGGAAGAGAAGUGUCAACAUGACUGAAUGUGUGCCGGUGCCCAGCUCCGAACAUGUGGCCGAGAUCGUGGGGAGACAAGGUUGUAAGAUCAAGGCCUUGCGUGCCAAAACUAAUACCUACAUAAAGACUCCGGUCAGAGGCGAGGAGCCGGUGUUCAUCGUGACGGGACGCAGGGAGGAUGUGGAGAUGGCCAAACGAGAGAUAGUCUCCGCGGCGGAGCAUUUCUCCAUGAUCAGGGCCUCCCGCUGCAAAGCUGGAGCUCCUGGAGGAGGAGGUGGAGGAGGAGGAGGCGGCAGCAGCGGUGGCUCUCUGCCCGGACCACCACACCUACCUGGACAGACCACCAUACAGGUCAGGGUGCCCUACAGAGUAGUCGGAUUAGUUGUCGGACCAAAGGGAGCAACUAUCAAGCGCAUCCAGCAGCAGACUCACACCUACAUCGUGACACCCAGUCGAGAGAAGGACCCGGUGUUCGAGGUGACCGGCAUGCCGGAGAACGUUGACCGGGCGAGAGAGGAGAUCGAGACCCACAUCACCCUGCGGACUGGAACCUUUGUGGACCUGCAGGGAGACAAUGACUUCCACUCCAACGGCACUGAUGUCAGUCUAGAAGGUCUGGGUGCCCUGAGUGGGGGGCUGGGGGCGUCUCUGUGGUCCAGGGCUACCGGCCACCACUCUGCACCCCCUCCACCUCCUCCAGCCUCCCCUCCUCCUGCUAUUCCCAUGUCCAUGCACCACUCCUCCGGCCGGAAGAUGUCCUCCUCGGUCGCCUAUCACACGCACAACGGCGGCAUGAGCUCAGAAACCUUCAGCGCCACCCGCAAGGCCAACGAUGGCGGCAGCCCCACCAGCCCUUUUAGCACAAGCUCCAGCAGUGCUGGAGGAGGAUUCUCUUUUGGGGGCGACUCCACCCCAGGGCUGCCCUCUUCAGAGGAGCUGGGCUUUGAGUUCAGCGCCUCCAACAUCUGGGCACCUUUCGUUAACGGUGGGGCAGGCAAUAAGGCGGCUGGCUCCUCCCAGCAGCAGCUACGUCGCAACAGCAGCGGCCUCAGCGGCGGUGCCAUCACUCCACGAUUGUCUCCAACUCUGCCUCAGGACACGGGCGUGGGCCCCAUGGAUCACCCGUUAGCCCGUCGUGCCCAGAGCGACCCCCUGAGCACUCUCUCCUGGCUGCAGUCCGGCAGCGCAGGAGGGGGCUCCUUCUCCGGAGCGUCCAGCUCCAGCUCCGGCGGCUCGUCUACCGGCUACUCCUCCUGCUCGGCCUCCUCCCUGCCCGGCGGCUCACCCACUGACUCCGAAGGAGGCGGCAGCGGCGUGGGCCUCAGCUCCGGGAUGCUGAGCCGACUGAAAGGCAGCACCGGCCCCGGGGUCGCGGGUCUGGUCGGCGUCAGCCCCGGGAUCAACAGGGACUGCUUUGUGUGUUACGAGAGCGAGGUGACAGCAGCCCUGGUGCCUUGUGGCCACAACCUGUUCUGCAUGGAGUGCGCCGGGCAAAUCUGCCAGUCCGCCGAGCCAGAGUGCCCCGUCUGCCACACCCCCACCACACAGUGCAUCCGCAUCUUCUCCUAAUGCUCUGGCCGGGGUUUGGGCGCGGGGGUGGGGUGAAUAUGAGGGCGGCAGGAAGAGGACUGAGUGGGGCACCAGCUGUGGCGGAGAUGAUGGAAGGAUACACACUAAUAACCUUCACACACACAUGAUGGACCAUAAUAAAUGCAUUAAUAGAGAUGAUGAUACUAUACGGAUGUUGAUUUAUUGCUGAUAACUGUCAAGAUGAAUAAUAACAAUAAUAAUAAUAAUAAUGACUUAUUUUCAGAGUGAAGUUAAUUGAAACUGGUCUGCAGACCUUUGGGGCUCAGACAGUCUCUCGGUGGUGAACUUAUGGAAGGAAACUAGUGUCUUAUCUCUCUUCAGGCCUUCAUUUUGAGCCGGAGCAGGCUGCACUGCUGGCCUGCCGGUCUGUCUCGACAUGUCUUCAUUCUGGCUUCUUCAGAUCUCUGCCUGCUUUCUCUCUCACAGCCUUUCCUUUUGACACUUUUGUACUUAACAGAUAUUUUUCGAUGAAGCUGUCAAUGAGGCCUGCACUUUUCUACUCCUUAUUUUAAUGUUCUUGACAGAACUGUUCCAACGAACCCCCACCCCCUCGCUCGCUCUCUCUCUCUCUCUGCUCUCACUCAUGCUGUUGUUUGUGACACGACGGGGCGGGGUUGCUAUUUUUCUGUAAGCGUGGAACUUUUUUAAAGGUCGGCAUGUAGUCAGGCACCAAGCGGAAACAACACACCCGAGGGACCUCUGAAGGAUGAAUUCCUGUUUCUUGUUGCCACACACAAAAAAAAAAAUUAGCCAUCCGUGAUGCCAAAUGAACGCUAUUAAUAGACGUCUCUUGAUUCUCGAUCAAAUUCAGUAACGUGUCGGAUGAAUUCUGAUGAGUCUGCCCCACGUUUCCAAUGUGGCGUCUGCAUCGAUUCACAUGAAUUAUCCUGUAUUGAGGAAAUGUGUCUGAGGUCAGUUUCUGUAUGUUUGGGCAGCCUGACAAUCCCUUUACAUCUCUCUCUUUCUGUGUGCGAGUGUGUGUGUGUGUGUGUGUGUGUGUGUGAGAUCAAUGCCCACUCAUGCUGUUUAUUACAUCAGCAUGAGCAUGAGAAGGUUUCCUGUCCUGCCUCCCCUCCCCUCCUCUUCACUUCACUCACAGUCUUGCGGGAUAGUGAUACUCUGAUCCAUCCACACCGGGACAUUUUCCCCCCCUCACUCUCUCUCGUCUGUUACACUUAGAUCGGCUCAUUGAGCAUUUUUCUUACUAGUCUUCUUUUUUUUUUUUUUUUGACUCUCGACUGUCAAACUCUAGGAGGAGAUAGGGCUUUUCUGACGCCACACGUGAAUGUUUUUUUGUCCAAUAAAAGGUUCAGGAGAAACGUCUGCUCCUCCCACAAGAAACAAUAACAAGGGGCUCAACUCGCGGCCCCUCUAAAAAGGAAGGGGGGGAAAAAAAAAAAGAAACACCUCGUACUGUUUUUGUUUUUGGUAGUUUCGGUCUUCCACCCCACUCUCGCAGCAAAGCUGUAUGGCACUCUGUGAUGACACACCGUCACACCCAUACACUGCUGGCUAAAUGUAGUGCACUAAAUGGUUAGUCGUUUUGAGAUUUGUCCUAUGUUUCCUAGCAUUACUGAGUGACUCCCGACGAGGCGGUUGCAUCCUGUUUUGUGUUUGUGUUGUUUUUUUAAAAAUUCAGUGUGAGUUUGCAGUAACUGCCUCCAAUAGUGUUAAUGCUGUUCGUAUGAUUUUUGGGCGACGUCUGCGCGAUUAGCGGCCCCUUUCGAACAUACAUGGAAUCAGCUCAUAGAAUGAGACAAGCCAUGACGACAGGAGUUUAAACGACACAGCUAAUUCUCAAAGGGCUUCCUCUCUUGACUGCACAGACACACGAUCACAUUUUUCAGGCUCACAAAAAAAAAAAGUAGAGUAGGUAGAAGUCAACUUAUCCUUUUUAUGGCAGCUAGUAGCUAGGUCAUCCAGGGCUUCCAGACACUCGUUGUGUUCAAAUCCCAGCAGCUGCAGAAUGUUUUGCUUGUGUUUAUUAACGGUUCUUUUCUAAUUGUCCCCCACACAGCCAUCACAUGUGGAUCCUGUUCGUUGGGGCGUUGCAGUCGCAGUGUUUCCUCCCCAGGUAGUCGCAGUUUUGAUAUCGAGGGGUAAAGAGGAAAAAAAAAAAAGGGUAACUCUACUUGAGUCAACGGGCAGUUGCUGCUGUGCUUUGGUGCUCCAGCCAGUUUCAUGUUAUUUGCUGUCUGACUGUUGGUUUGUUACUGAGGUGUUGAGGGCAGUAGCUCCACAGAGGAAUCCAAUAAGUUGCUGUCCUGGUUGAGCGCAGCAGUGCACUAAUUCAUGUGUCCACACGUGUAGGAAGAACCUGUCCAGGAGCAAAAGAGGUAGUCUGUGCGAGGACUAUCCCAUGGUGCUUUGGUGCAUCUCCCUACUGAAACACGGUGAUGAACAGUCGGCAGUGUGGAGGCCUCGUUCAGUUCUCCACCCUGUUCUCAUCGUGGUUGAAACGGGCGUCCCGUCCUCCUCCCAGUCGGGACCCGAUGUUGUCAAACGUCGACGCAUAUUUUAUUUUGUUUCCGUCUCGUGCAACACUCCGAGCAGACGCAGGGCUGCGCGUGUGUCUGAAUGAACAGAUCAGCCGUGACUGUUGUGUGAGCCUGUUGAGGCCGGUCGUUGAAGCCCUUCUUUAAACUGUCCCAAGUCGACGUGUUCGAGGAAUUAAAAAAAACAAACGUAUUGUUGUUCGCCGGAUGAGUCUGAUGUAAAUCCUCGGGAUGUUGCACCGGGAUGUUUUCUGGCCAAUGAGAGAAUGUUAGGGUCUAAUGUACAGUAGUUUAAUUGUUUAAAAAAAGAAAAAAAGGAAAAAAAAGGUACAAAUUUUUUCAGAUCGACUGCUGAUUUUUAUUUUUUUUAGCUGAACGUGUCCCCCUCCCCCAUUUCCUUCCUUAAGGUUUGAAAACAGGGUUUCCUGAGGCAUGCUAGCCAGUGACCUCUGACCUUUUUUGUGAUUAGAGGGGGGGGUGGGUGCGAAGAGAGCCACGCCAGUAAGGGGUGACAGACACCCCUCAAGCCUCCGCUCUCCUAUUUUUUGCUUUAAUUCUCUUUGUAUGCAGAACCAAAAUGUAAAAUGUCAGCAAACGAGGCUUCGGGCCUGACCUGUGUGUGUGUGUAUAUACCCUGAAUACAAUCAUUGGGAUCUUGUUUUCAAAAGCAAAAUGACUUAAUUGAAGAUAAGUGUAGUUUCUAAAGAACAUGUAUCAUUAUUUGUAAGUUAACCAUCUGCAUGUCUUCAAGCCACCUGGCAUUAGCUAAUAAUUUUUAAGAUAAAAAAAAAAAACUUUUUACACAUUUUAUUUUUUACAAUUUAUUUGCUUACCUAAAUAUCCCAGACAAUAAUGUGACCCUUUUUAUUACUUCAAAUUUAUUUUUAUUUUCCAUUUUUUUUAUUAUUAUUUUCCUUAUUUCCUGUGUACUACAUAUAGGCAAUUUAUAACAAAAUGAGAAAAUUAUUGAAGAAAUUUUAAAAUUGAAAUAUAUUUUAUUUGAAAGUUUAUGGACCUUUUAACCGUGAGCCGGGAGAAUUGUAUAAUCAUAUGAUUUGAGCUGACUUGACGGUUAUGAGAAAUGUAUCAAGAGUUUUAUUUUUUAUGCUUCUUUAAUAAAGUCUUGUUUUUGGUUUCA